AUGGCCACAGAUGUGUCGUUCGCCGAUCUCCUACGCGAACAAGAGGAGCUCGUGGGUUGGAUCCAGAGGUUUUGGAACAACUUAUGCAAACUAGGGAAAGAUAAAAUCACCCGCGCGGUUCUGGAACAGCGUAUGGGCUUACUUGAGCGAUACUGGGAACCCUUCUUAACAGGACAUCGAACCCUGAUGCGGUGCAAGGAAGCAGCUGCCAGUUCUUAUGCCCAGCGAGACGUCUUCUCGGUCGUAGACGAAACGUACCUCAAUACAUCGGCAAUGAUCGCGCAGCACCUGAUGGAACGGUCGCCGAACAAUUCUUCCGACGGGGAGCAAGCCACGCCUGCGCCGACGCUGCAACCGCAGCUACCAAAAAUUGAGCUUCCAACCUUUUCAGGCGAUCCUCUGCAAUGGGAAAGCUUCCGUGACUUGUUCAAGAGCCUAGUGCUGGAUGUGACUCAACUGUCGGACGUCAAGAAACUGCUUUACCUGAAGUGCAGCCUAACCGAGGACGCAGCGGAGGUGAUUCAAAACACCCCUAUAACAAGCACCGGUUUUCAAGAAGCCUGGGAGGACCUCGAACUGCGUUAUGGUAACACGCACCUGCUGUCGUUUUCUCACCACCGUGCCCUCUUAUCUUGUCCGCCAGCAAAGCAACAGUCAGUCUCGGAAUUGAAGAGACUGCUCGACACCUUUCGACAGACCAUCCGAGCUUACUCUUCCUUGAAGAAACCGGUCAGCGCAUGGGACGAGUGGUUCGUUUUCUUGCUGACACAAAAGCUGGACAAGGUGACGCUGUUGGCCUGGGAAACGUCCUUGACAGACAGCAGGGAUAUUCCGGCCUUCUACCAGCUCUCGCACUUCUUGGAAAACAGGAUUCAGGCGUUGGACGCGGCGCAGAUGACGGACCAAGCGACUCACUCCGUUCCGAACAAGGAUCUCAAGCCUAAAAGUAAAGGGAAUCCAGCUGUAAAGAAGACUAUCUCGACUUCUCUUGCAGCGUCAUUCAGACCCGCCCAGACAAGGAAGUGCCCUUCCUGCGCGGGGACACAUGGAUUGGGAUAUUGCGCAGAAAUCAAGGCACUAAACUCGGCGCGGCGAAGGGAGCAUCUGAAGGCCUGCUUCAAUUGCUUGAAUACUGGACAUGAGUCGCGAAAAUGCCCUUCAUCCCAGAGGUGCCUGGUCUGCAGUGGCCGACACCACACACUCCUGCACGACGGAACGGCGGCUGAGUCAUCACCAACGAAAAUGGGGGAGGAGAUUCCACCUACCUUGGAGCCGGUCAGCAAGAUUGGACCAGACAGCUCCUCUCCUACGAACGCUCUCUCUUUAACCGUAUCCUCUCGCGCGGUUGCCCUGCUGGCCACCGCCAAGGUGACACUGGAGGCCCCAUCCGGGGAUACCAUUGAAGCGCGAGCCCUUUUGGACACCGGGUCAGACACCUCCUUCGUGACCUCCUGGGUCGCUCAAGCUCUGCGUUUGCCACGGCGGGCGGUUCGGGUCUCAGUUUCAGGGGUCCAAGUGCAGGAAACCGGAACGGCGACCACCGAGGUCGAGCUGCUGGUGCGGCCUCGACGAACAACGGACUUCAGGUUGCCGAUCCGAGCCCUAGUACUGAGGAGGCUCACCUCUGUCUUGCCUGCCCUUCAGGUGGUGGCCCAGCCCUGGCCGCAUCUUCACGGAAUCGACCUAGCGGAUCCGGAGUUCGGCGUUCCUUCGAGGGUGGACCUGAUACUAGGAGCGGAUGUUUGCGGGAGCCUCUUCCUGGGCGGCACCCGCACUGGACCAACGGACACUCCGGUCGCUAAACUCACUUCCUUCGGUUGGGUGCUGAUGGGGUCGGCCUCGGGGGACAACCCCCCGCCUAGAGCAACCGUGCGCAGUUUUCACUGUCAUACGGAACAAUCGACAAAUCAACUACUGCAGCGAUUCUGGGAACUGGAAGAGGUACGAGAUCCAGCCCCCCUGUCGGCAGAAGAGGAGCGCUGUGAGAGACAUUUCCAGGACACACAUCGACGGGACUUAACCGGACGAUAUCGUGUACGCCUACCUUUCAACAGGGAACCUGCUUCAACGCUAAAGCCAUCCAGGUCAACGGCUUUCAAGCUCCUGCUGAGCUGCGAACGUCGAUUGGCGUCGAACGACUUCCUGGGUCAGAGGUACGCGGAUUUCAUGGAAGAAUAUUCUUCUUUGAACCACAUGCAGGCCGUCCCCGAAGCGGAGGCCCAAAGGCCAGCGUAUUAUCUCCCCCAUCACGCCGUGGUCAAACGACACGACCCCUCGGCCAGGUUGCGGGUAGUUUUCAACGCGUCGUGUCGAACUGCAUCGGGCUAUUCUCUGAACGAUUGCCUCUCCGCCAGGCCUAAACUGCAGGCCAACUUAUUGAUGAUUUUGACUCGAUGGAGGCUCUUCCGCGUAGUUUUUACCACGGAUAUAAUCAAGAUGUUCCGGCAGAUUCAGGUUCAUCCAGCGGAUACGGACUGGCAGAGGAUUCUUUGGCGUCCCCACCCUGGCGCCGCGAUCCAGGACUAUCGACUUACCACAGUUACUUACAGAACCGCCUGUGCACCGUUCUUAGCGUUGCGGGUGCUCACUCAACUGCCGGCGGAUGAAGGGCACCGCUUCCCCUUAGGAGCCGAGGCGAUCCUACGACACAGCUACGUCGAUGACAUUUUGGCCGGCGCGGACGAUUUGGGCAAGGCGCUGGAAUUGAAACGCCAAGUCAUCGCUAUUUUCGAAGCCGGUGGUUUCAGGCUAAGCAAAUGGGCUUCCAACUUACCCGACCUCCAGGAGCACCCCUCUUCGGAUCCCCGUCUGUUUCAGGAACCGACUGGGGUCAGUACACUAGGGGUCAAAUGGAACCCAACCGACGAUACCUUCUCUCUAAGAGUCGCCGGCCCAGUGGACCGUACGAAGAAGGUCACAAAGCGGUCGAUACUGUCAGAGGUGGCCAGCCUCUUCGACCUCUUGGGUUGGACGGCGCCGGUUCUAAUAUUUGCAAAAAUACUGAUGCAACAUCUUUGGAUCCUGGGCGUCGAUUGGGACCAGAAACUUCCGACCAUGAUCCGAGACUCGUGGUGCACCUUCAGGAGCUCGCUGACUCAACUGGACGCCCUCUCAGUCCCCCGUUGGGUCUCAUAUCCCGCCGGCUGCAAAGACGGAGUGGAGCUAUACGGCUUCUGCGACGCCUCGCAGAGGGCCUACGCCGCCGCGGUCUAUUUGCGGGUCAAAACUCAAGGACGGACUUCCAUCGGACUGCUGGUGGCCAAGAGCAAAGUAGUCCCGGUGAAGACUGUAAGUAUCCCCAGGCUAGAGUUAUGCGGCGCCCUACUUCUCGCCAAGCUACUCGUCCAGGUAAAAGAUGGCCUCAACUUACCGGUCUCUGUGACCGCCUGGACCGACUCCACUGUCUCGUUCCACUGGAUACGUGGGCAUGCGUCUCUUUGGAAGCCAUUUGUGGCCCACCGUGUACCCAGCAUCGAGUCCCUCAUCUCUGCGGAGAACUGGAAGCACAUCGGUUCCACGAGCAAUCCAGCCGACCUGGCAACGCGGGGUAUCUCUCCCCCUGAAUUGCUGAACUCUCAGUUGUGGUGGCAAGGACCCUCAUGGCUGAAGGACGACCCGGAAUCCUGGCCUGCUGGAUGCCUUGGAGAAGACGGACCCGCGAACGAAGAGAGGCGAAAGGUCUUGGUCUGCCUACACAUAAAUCAAACCUCCAAUGAGUUCCUCUCCCGCUUCUCAUCACUAACGCGCCUUCUGCAAGUCCUAGCGCAGUGUUUCAGGUUCGCUCACCUUGCCAGGAAACAGCCCUGCGAAACGGGGUUCAUCCGAGCCUCAGAACGCGCCUCGGCGCUUCGAGCACCUCUGCGGUUGUCCCAGCGAACCCACCUUGCGGAGGAACUCGAACAACUUACAGGGGGACGUGCGCUGGCGAGGGGUUCUGCUCUUGCCUCAUUGAGGCCAUUCGUCGAUGACCAAGGUUUGCUGCGUGUCAGAGGACGCUUAUCUUCGGCCAUCCUUCCGUAUGACGAAAAGCAUCCCAUCAUCGUGGCGAAGGCCUGCCCUCUGGUUAAACUUCUAGUCCAGGACGCCCACGCUCGGACACUCCAUGGAGGCCCGUAA
Osmia lignaria (orchard mason bee) is the source of this 4116-nucleotide messenger RNA. RefSeq lists its product as uncharacterized. Lineage: Eukaryota; Metazoa; Arthropoda; Insecta; Hymenoptera; Megachilidae. Gene Ontology annotation, molecular function: zinc ion binding; nucleic acid binding. The record is from RefSeq and is a predicted model, not a curated record.